Xenopus laevis (African clawed frog) is the source of this 1071-nucleotide messenger RNA. RefSeq names its product odorant receptor 131-2. Lineage: Eukaryota; Metazoa; Chordata; Amphibia; Anura; Pipidae. The record is from RefSeq and is a predicted model, not a curated record.
AUGGCUAAUGGCACGGAUCUCCUGACCCAAUUUUUUCCAUCGAGCAAUGGAGAGACAGUGAGAAUGACCAUUCUAGUCGUCCUGUUGGUGACCUUCUGCAUCUUUCUUUAUUUUGAUCUGCCUCUGUUAAGCGUUGUCUUCAACCCUCAUGUCUGGGAACAAUCCCAUUAUAUACUCUUUACUCACAUGAUCAUUAACGACACCAUGAGUCUGUGCAUUUCCGUAUUCCAGUUUAUCUCCUCAAUGUACAGUAUUCCCAUCCCUACCGUUAUCUGCUGGAUCAUGAUUAUCUUUUCCAAAGUUUCCUUCUUAGUCACCCCUUAUAAUUUAGCGGUGAUGUCCCUCGAGAGGUACGUUGCCAUAUGCUACCCACUAAGGCACAAAGAGCUCUGCACUGAGCAAAGAAGCAAUAUGGCGAUAGUGGGGAUGUGGGGUGUGGGACUAAUACCUGUCAUUGCUGAGUAUAUCACAAUGAGCUCUAUGGCGGGGAAGAACUCCGUUUUUGGCAACAUAGUGUGUGUGCCCCGUGCAAUGUUUUUUGUCAGUUCUUCCGUGCAAACCAUUAAAUUCUUCCUCAGUAUGGGCACCGUUGGAGUGGUCAUCCUCUUCACCUACAUUAAAGUCAUGCUGGUGGCCUUCAAGUUGGGCUCUAGAAGUUCCACAGCCUUCAAUGCUGGGAAAACAGUCUUGCUCCACGCCUUCCAGCUCCUCCUGUGCAUGGGCUCGUUCACUUACACAGUCACAGAGACCUACCUGGCACAAUACUUUUUCUUUUUGCCCAUUAUCAACUUUUUUUUCUUAAUGUGCUUGCCACGGUUUAUCAGCCCUGUGAUUUAUGGGAUGAGGGAUGAAGUCUUCCAUAAACCUCUGAAGGGCAUGAUAUCCUCCUUAUAUAGGCUGUUGCUUUCACCUUAUUCUGAGUUAAAGAAUAGCAGUCCUAAGCACCUAAUACAGUUGAGAGCUGUCUUUCCACAGAAAUUUAAGGGGGUUCGUUUUAUCUGUUUCCAAGAGAUGUCUAAGGAUUCACAACAUGAAACAGAGGAUAUGGAGCAGGGGAAAAGGACUUUGUGA